CAAUUGCAAAUCUCUAUCGACUUCCCCCCCUCAUGUAUAUAAUUCUCACACGUUCAUUUUGGUGUGAGAUUUCAAUUUAACUGCGAAAGUCUGAUCGGUCGGAUCUACUAUAGAGGAAAUCACAUCUGAGGGUUUAAGAUUUGCUGUUGCUUGAAAAAGAUGUUGACGAAAUUCGAGACUAAGAGUAACAGAGUGAAGGGACUGAGUCUCCAUGCGAAAAGGCCAUGGAUCCUUGCGAGUCUUCAUAGUGGUGUGAUCCAGCUAUGGGAUUAUAGAAUGGGGACACUGAUUGAUAAGUUUGACGAACAUGAUGGUCCGGUUCGUGGUGUUCAUUUUCACAUAUUGCAGCCGCUGUUUGUGUCUGGAGGGGAUGAUUACAAGAUUAAGGUUUGGAACUACAAGUUGCACAGGUGUCUGUUCACCCUCCUUGGACACCUUGAUUAUAUCCGUACUGUACAGUUUCAUCAUGAGUCUCCUUGGAUAGUGAGUGCAAGUGAUGAUCAAACUGUUCGAAUUUGGAAUUGGCAGUCAAGGUCAUGCCUUUCUGUUUUAACUGGUCACAAUCAUUAUGUAAUGUGCGCAUCCUUCCACCCUAAAGAAGAUCUUGUCGUGUCGGCUUCACUUGAUCAGACAGUUCGCGUCUGGGAUAUUGGAUCUUUGAGGAAGAAAAAUGUGUCCCCAGCUGAUGACCUGAUGAAUUUAAGUCAGCUAAACUCUGAUCUUUUUGGUGGAAUUGAUGUUGUUGUGAAGUAUGUUCUGGAAGGUCAUGAUAGAGGAGUUAACUGGGCCUCAUUUCAUCCAACGUUGCCUCUAAUUGUUUCAGGUGCUGAUGACCGUCUGCUGAAGUUGUGGCGCAUGAAUGACACGAAGGCUUGGGAAGUGGACACAUUGAGAGGACAUGUGAAUAAUGUGUCAUGCGUCGUAUUUCACAGCAAACAGGAUAUAAUUGUUUCCAACUCAGAAGAUAAGAGCAUUCGUGUUUGGGAUGUGACAAAGCGUACUGGUAUUCAUACUUUCCGAAGAGAGCAUGAUCGAUUUUGGAUUCUUGCAUCUCAUCCAGAGAUGAAUCUUCUUGCAGCUGGUCAUGACAGUGGGAUGAUCGUGUUUAAGCUUGAAAGAGAGAGGCCUGCCUUCUCUGUAAGUGGUGAUUCAAUGUUCUAUGCUAAAGAUCGCUUCUUGCGAUUCUAUGAGUUCUCAACUCAAAAGGAAACACAAGUGCUUCCAAUUCGACGGCCUGGCUCCACAUCUCUGAAUCAGGGUCCACACACUCUUUCAUAUAGUCCUACCGAAAAUGCUGUCCUCAUAUGUUCAGAUGUCGAUGGCGGAUCUUAUGAGUUGUAUAUUGUACCCAAAGACAGCAUCAGCAGGGGUGACACGGUCCAAGAUCCAAAAAGAGGCGCUGGAGGAUCAGCUGUGUUUGUGGCUCGAAAUAGGUUUGCGGUGCUUGACAAAAGCACUAAUCAAGUACUAGUCAAGAACCUUAAAAAUGAGAUUGUUAAAAAGAGUGGUCUGCCAAUAACUGCUGAUUCCAUUUUCUAUGCUGGAACGGGUAAUGUGCUCUGUAGGGCCGAAGACAGGGUGGUAAGUUUUGAUCUUCAGCAAAGGAUUGUUCUAGGUAGCCUUCAAACAUCUUUUGUCAAGUAUAUUGUCUGGUCAAACGACAUGGAAAACGUAGCGUUGUUGAGCAAGCAUUCCAUAGUUGUUGCUAGCAAGAAGCUUGUCCACCAGUGCACCCUUCACGAGACAAUACGUGUUAAGGGUGGAGCCUGGGACGAUAAUGGUGUUUUCAUAUACACCACCCUGAAUCACAUCAAGUAUUGCCUACCCAAUGGAGAUAGUGGGGUAAUAAGGACCCUUGACGUCCCUAUAUACAUCACAAAAGUUUUGGGAAAUAAGAUUUUCUACAUAGAUCGGGAUGGAAAGAACAAGAUUAUAGUUAUUGAUGCAACGGAAUAUAUAUUCAAGUUGUCCUUACUAAAAAAGAAGUAUGACCAUGUCAUGAGCAUGAUCCGAAAUUCACAGCUUUGUGGGCAAGCGAUGAUUGCCUAUCUACAGCAAAAGGGGUUUCCAGAAGUUGCUCUUCACUUUGUUAAAGAUGAGAGAACUCGUUUCAAUCUGGCUCUGGACAGUGGCAAUAUUCAGAUAGCUGUUGCUGCGGCGAAGGAGAUAGAUGAGAAGGAUCAUUGGUAUAGAUUGGGGGUUGAGGCUCUUCGGCAGGGAAAUGCAGGAAUUGUGGAGUAUGCUUACCAGAGAACAAAGAAUUUUGAGAGGCUAUCUUUUCUUUACUUGAUUACAGGGAACAUUGAAAAGUUGUCAAAAAUGCUUAAGAUUGCUGAAGUCAAGAAUGAUGUCAUGGGCCAGUUCCAUAAUGCUCUUUAUCUGGGUAAUAUUCGAGAACGUGUCAGCAUUUUAGAGAAUGCUGGCCAUUUACCUCUUGCCUACAUUACUGCUUCAGUUCAUGGGCUACAGGAUGUUGUUGAACGCCUUGCAGCAGAGUUGGGGGACCUUCCUACGUUGCCGAAAGGCAAGAUACCUUCACUUCUAAUGCCACCCACUCCAGUCAUGCGUGGUGGAGAUUGGCCCCUCUUGCGAGUCAUGAGAGGCAUUUUUGAGGGUGGUCUUGAAAAUGUCGGUAAGGGUGUCCCUGAUGACGAGGAAGAGGUAAAUGAUGCUGAUUGGGGUGAAGAACUAGAUUUAGUUGAUGUGGAUGGUUUGGAGAAUGGCGAUAUUCAAGCUGUACUGGAAGAUAGAGAAGUCGAUGAAGAUAAUGAUGAGGAGGGAGGGUGGGACCUUGAAGAUUUGGAACUUCCUCCUGAGACAGACACUCCAAAGGCUUCUAUAAGUUCCCAUUCAUCCUUUGUGGCCCCCUCUCCUGGCAUGCCUGUCAGCCAACUUUGGAUCCAAAAAUCCUCUCUGGCUGCUGAACAUGUAGCAGCUGGCAACUUUGAAACUGCAAUGAGAUUGUUGCAUCGGCAACUGGGAAUGCAAAACUUUGCCCCUCUAAAAUCCAUGUUUAUUGAUCUUCAUGUUGGGAGCCAUUCUUAUCUACGUGCAUUCUCGUCUGUUCCUGUAUUGUCUAUGGCAGUUGAACGGGAAUGGACCGAGUCUGCUGCUCCUAACGUGAGGGGUCCACCCGCACUUGUGUUCAACUUUUCACAGUUGGAAGAGAAACUAAAAGCAGGUUAUAAAGCCACAACAGCUGGAAGAUUUUCCGAGGCCCUUCGGCUUUUAUCAAAUAUUCUUCACACCAUUCCUCUUAUUGUGGUUGAGUCAAGACGAGAGGUUGAUGAAGUGAAGGAACUGAUUGUUAUUGUGAAAGAGUAUGUUUUAGGUCUACAAAUGGAGCUCAAACGAAAAGAACUCAAAGAUGAUCCUGUUCGUCAACAAGAGCUUGCUGCUUAUUUUACUCACUGCAAUCUUCAAGUUCCACAUAUGAGGCUCGCACUGCUAAGUGCAAUGAAAUUAUCUUACAACGCAAGGAACCUUAAUACGGCAGCCAAUUUUGCCAGACGGCUUCUCGAGACAAAUCCCACAAAUGAGAACCAAUCAAGGACAGCGAGACAAGUGUUGCAGGCGGCAGAAAAGAAUCUGACUGAUUCAUCUAAGCUAAACUACGAUUUCAGAAAUCCAUUUGUAAUUUGUGGGGCCACUCAUGUCCCCAUCUAUCAUGGUCAGAAAAAAGCUUUGUGCCCAUACUGUAGCUCCAAUUUUCUGCCAAGCCAAGAGGGGAGGUUGUGUACCGUAUGUGAUCUUUCAGUGAUAGGCAUGGAUGCUUCGGGCCUGUUAUGUUCUCCCUCACAGAUAAGGUGAUAUGAUGAGAAAAUCUGAAGUUCAAGGAGUUCAAUACAUAUACUUUUGGCAGUGCAAUCAUCCAGCUGGCCAUUCUGUUCAUGAAGGUAUAAGGCGAGCAAAGGAUAAUGCAAUUGUUCAAAGGGACUGUUACAGAUCCUUGUUGGAAGUGUAGAUGUGGAAGCUCCCUUUGAUAAGCAAGAUUCGUUGACGCUGUUGGCUGCACGUGAUUAGUUUUCAAACCAUGUUUUAGUUCUUGUAAUGCAUUGCAGGGUAUAUACCCUUUGUUUGCCAAGGUACCAUAUCGAAUGCUUUUAGAAGAAUAUUUUGUUUUAUGAUCAUAAUCUGAAUUGAUCAUUGUAUUUCUACUUGAUUUAAGCAUGUAACUACUUUUAAGAUAGGAUUUAUAUUUGUAAUGUGCUAUUAUUAUUAAGUCCACAAUUUGCACUUUUU
Cynara cardunculus var. scolymus (artichoke) is the source of this 4242-nucleotide messenger RNA. RefSeq names its product coatomer subunit alpha-1-like. The coding region runs from base 160 to 3810 and encodes 1216 amino acids. Lineage: Eukaryota; Viridiplantae; Streptophyta; Magnoliopsida; Asterales; Asteraceae. The transcript has 5 exons. Gene Ontology annotation, cellular component: COPI vesicle coat. The record is from RefSeq and is a predicted model, not a curated record. Gene Ontology annotation, molecular function: structural molecule activity; protein binding. Gene Ontology annotation, biological process: retrograde vesicle-mediated transport, Golgi to endoplasmic reticulum; endoplasmic reticulum to Golgi vesicle-mediated transport; intra-Golgi vesicle-mediated transport.